Bacillus rossius redtenbacheri is the source of this 2479-nucleotide messenger RNA. RefSeq names its product SANT and BTB domain regulator of class switch recombination-like. The transcript has 14 exons. Lineage: Eukaryota; Metazoa; Arthropoda; Insecta; Phasmatodea; Bacillidae. The record is from RefSeq and is a predicted model, not a curated record. The coding region runs from base 228 to 2012 and encodes 594 amino acids.
UUUGAAUCCAAUAUGGUCACAGAAUAAACAAUUGGUACUGUUUAUUCUGUGAUAUGGUCAUUUACCUUCUUUAUCUAUGAAGUUCAAAAGUAGCUUAAAAUUUAAAAAAAGUAUAUUAAAAUUAAAUUCAAGAUAUAUUAUUCUUGAUAAAUGUAUUGUCAAUUGGAUCUACAAAACUUUAUCAGCAAAACCGAUUUAAUUUACACCGAAAAUAGUAUUUUGAAAAUAUGUCAAAAGGCACAUCCCAGAAAGGAGACAAAAUACCACCUGGAUAUGUGACAGUCUGUGUGAUAGAUGAUGAAAAAGAAUUGAAAAAAUCAUAUUUGUGUUCCAGAGAACUUCUGGCUAAACAUGUGGGAUAUUUAGCAGAACAAUUUAAAGUAUCAAAACUUGAAAUCACAGAAGUUUCAAUCCAUUGUAACAUCAAUACAUUUAACUGGUUAAUACAGUGGAUAAGAAAGGUAGAUUCCUCCCCUGAUCAGCUGCCAGUACUAGAUAUAGGAAAUGUAUUUCCUGUGCUGGUCUCAGCAGAGUUUCUUGUGAUGAAAGCUCUUAUUUCGCGAUGUCUCCAGUUCAUACACGAAAACAUCAAAAGGAUAAACUUAACUCCAAAUGUUCUUCAAAUCCUUGGUGAGGACACUAUUUCAAGGCUGUGCGACCAGUUCGCGAACUGCGAGGUGGAGGCCGUGGGCGAGGGGAAGGACGCGCUGAAGGGACGCCUCUACACGCAGCUGACGGAGGCGCUGCUGCGCGAGGGCGCCGACCCCCGGCUCGGUCACCUCUGCGGCCUCAGGAGCCUGUCCAGGUGCUCGGCGUGCGGCCAGCUGGUUCGCGCGGGCGUCUCCUUCAGCAUGUGGUGCACUCCGGAGAACAUCGUGCUCAGUCCGUCCAAGGGCAUCAUCAAUCUGCAUAGAAGGGAGGACUCGUGGGACGCGCGGGACCACGCCCGCCGGCUGGCCAAGAGGCUGGACCACUGUCCGCGGACCACGUACUGGCGGCUGUGGGGGCAGUGCCACAUGCUGCUGUGCACCGCCUGCCGCGCCUACUUCCCCGCGGGCCAGAUGGGCUGGUGCCUGCGACACCCGGACGAGCCGCGCGCCGGCGACGACUCCCGCUGGACCUACCCGUGCUGCCAGGCGCCCGCCGUCCCUCGCGACCCGCUCCACGGCAUCACCGGGUGUCACUUCAGAGAGCACUGCCCGAGGCUGGAAACAAGGAUGGACCACGAAAUUUUCCGAAUAUAUUCCAAACACAAAGAACUGAUUGCUCUGCCAGACGAAUAUAAACAAUCUUACAAACAAAACUUGCAAAGAAAUUUUAUCGAUAAAGAUAAAUAUCUGUGGUGGACUGUGCUGAAAGAAUCACCUGCUAAUGAGAAUUAUUUUGUGCCAAAUAUUUGGGAAAUUUAUCCCAACAACGAAUCAGUGCUAUUUAAUUCCAAGAAGAACAAGAAAGGAGUAAAGAUAAUAUAUGAACGAGUACGCAUCGUGGAAGAAGACCUGAUGCCGAGACAUGAGUGUGAAAGUGGCUUUGAAAAGACUCCCAAAACUGGGAUCUCGAAUCAAAACAAGGUACGAGACGGUUUCGCGGAAGAGAACUUCUUCUACGAUUACGUGCACGCGAGCGAAAGCGAAUCUAGCGAUAAGGAAGAGAAGAGUUCAGACUCGUCGUCUGAGGGGGAAGUGUAUCGGCGGCGCAUCGUCGAGAAACAGAGGAUCACUGUGCAGAGGUCGUGCACCGGGAGCCUGCUGUGGUCGCCGCUGCUGCCCGGGCACGUGAACACGCACUCCCUGCACGAGCACGAGCGCAGGUGCCUGGCGCGCACGGCCGGCUACCUGGAGAGACUGGCCACGCACCAGCUGGCGGGCCGUGCCGAGGAGCCCCGCGCCAGGCGCUCCAAGUGGACCUCGCACGUCGUCCCCAAAGGUGGCAUAUUUGUUCGCCUGGAGAGUGAAUGGCUCGCACAAAACCCACCAGAGACAGCAAAAAAUGAAACAAGCUCACGUCGCUAAGUUUGUAAGAAUAUUUAAACAGUUUUGUUAAUGUUUCAUGGAGUUUCCUGUUACGUUAGGUACCAUUGUGUGAAACAUACAGUUAAUUACACCGUAAUUAAUUUUACGACUUGUUCUCUUACUGAAAAUGAUUUCUCAGUAUACUUGCAAAGACUAUUCAGAUUUUAGAUUUAAUUAAUGACUGAAGUGGCGAUGGUCACCAUGAAAUGGAACACAAUUUAUAUUUUACUUUUACCAUAAAAACUGUUGCUGCUGCAGAAAGAAGGUAGCAAGGCGUACUGGAUGUUUGUAUCUUGCUCUUCAUGGACUUUAGUUUGAAAUUUCCUUAAAUAAUGUUACAAACAAAACCAAAAUCCACAUAAUAUACAUGAUCCAAGUUAUUUAAAAUACUAUAUUUCUUCUUAUCAUAUAUAGCAGAAUUUUCCUUAUUAAAUAUGUUAUGUCUCAAAUAUAGCCCUGAGACAAAA